AUGCAUCAACAGCCCGUAAUCGACCAACCACCAGGUCUAGUUGAGAAAUUCGACGAUGAACUCUACCUAAACGAUAGACUUCGCUCGAUGGGUAAUGCAUUCACACUACCGAAAUCCUGGGAAGUGAAAGCUACCAAUGAUCCCGAUUCUCUAUAUGCAUUCAUCAAGGAGAAUAUACCAACCUAUCCAAUUGUGGGCAAACCAGUCCGCGGCCGUGGAAGCCACGGCGUGAAAGCUACGAUUACUGCUAUGUCCCCUUAUCCUGAGAGCUGUGGGUAUUGGGCUAUGGCUCCUGUCAUGAGAUUCAACCAUGAUAAUGGAAUCGCUCCGUAUAACGAAACCGUUGCUGUUACUGAUAACUCGCGCGUUAUUUCCAAUGAGUUGGCGGAUGAUCCUGCUUAUGGGAUGAUUAUAAGGCAAUGUGAGCGUGUGGCUUCUUUGAUUAAAGCUACUGCGCCAAUCCGGAUUGAUAUUCGGCGGUUCAGACCUGAGGCUGGGGAGUUUGCUAUUUUUGAUGUUAAUAUGAAACCGAAUAUGAUCGGACCUGGUCGUCCAGCUCGUAAGGAUCAGGCUAGUUCAACUGCUAUGGCGGCUACAGCUUGUGGAUGGGACUAUACGAGGUUGUUACAGGAGAUUCUGAAGGGAGCUUCUGCUUUAGAAACGUUUCGUCAGUAUCAAAGUCCAUUUAAAUACAGACUUUUCACACACUGUUCACGAUACAUCAUCGCCCUGUCAAAGGCGUGA
This is a messenger RNA of Penicillium antarcticum, 744 nucleotides long. RefSeq lists its product as uncharacterized. The record is from RefSeq and is a predicted model, not a curated record. Lineage: Eukaryota; Fungi; Ascomycota; Eurotiomycetes; Eurotiales; Aspergillaceae. The coding region runs from base 1 to 744 and encodes 247 amino acids. The transcript is spliced from 3 exons.